Molecule: messenger RNA, 1083 nt
Organism: Talaromyces rugulosus
Lineage: Eukaryota; Fungi; Ascomycota; Eurotiomycetes; Eurotiales; Trichocomaceae
Exons: 2
Coding region: 1-1083 (360 amino acids)
Biological process (GO): inositol phosphate biosynthetic process
Cellular component (GO): nucleus
Molecular function (GO): ATP binding; inositol-1,3,4,5,6-pentakisphosphate 2-kinase activity
Source: RefSeq, a predicted model, not a curated record
AUGGUCUUACCAAUGGCUUCGGGGUAUGGACUGGAUCUACCAAAAGAUGCUCAGCUGCAAUAUCUCGCUGAGGGAGGUGCCAACGUGGUAUACCGCAUUACCCUGCCGUUAUCCGAGGUGCCACCGUCAGAGAUUGAAUACUAUGGCGACAAUACGCCUCCUCCAACAGAGAUUAAGGAUUCUUUACAAUUCCAGCAGCGGCUUUGUGGAAACCUACUUCGUCUAAGAAAGGAUGUUCAGUUUGGUCUUCCAUAUCGGGAUACUGCCAACAACUUUAACACUUUAAUCCGGCACUUAUUUCGGCCUGAGGAUCUGGUCGAUCAGAUCCUCGUGAGAAUACCACCAGCAGUUAUCCAGCGUUGCAACGAACAGUUGCGUCUCAGCGAAAAACUAGGGAAACGACCGUCAGCUCGCCAUGGCGUCUUCCUCGCUACCAAUGAACCCUUUGGCAUGCUCAUCACGGACAUGACCAACUUUGCCGAUCCAACAGCUACUGUCGCCGAAUUGAAACCCAAAUGGCUUGUACCAUCUCCAUCUGCCCCAGUUGGUGCGAAACGAUGUCGUACGUGCGCACUACGCGAUAUGAAAAAUGCAGAUAGCAGCUGCAAAACAGUAGCAACAGCACCACCGUCGUCACUCUUAGAGCCUAAGGUGACGUUUUGUCCCCUAGACUUGAUAUCAGACAAAAUAGAAGACGUCCAAUGGGCCAUGCGAAUCUUCAAGGGCCGCUCCGAUCAGAUCCGUAUUGCCAAAGCUCUCUAUCAUCACCCAACACUGAAGAAGCUUGUCUCACUGCAACUCUCACACAACGAAGUCGGGCUUCAUGGUCCAGCGGCACAUUCAAGAGAGAUGUCCCUCGGGAUGACUCUACGAGACUGCACUGUUUACGUCAAGAUACCCCCGGGUCAGAGUCCCAUUGAAGUACGCCUCGGAGAUCUUGACCUAAAAACCGCAGCAAGCGGCAAAUCAGCUUACUGGCGGACUCUUGAAACCCGACUCAUUCAAGAAGGAUGGUAUAUGGGAGAAAACCCAAGCCAGCUGCAAAUGAAUAGCGAAUGUGCUUUGAGUUGGUCACGUAGAUAG